Molecule: messenger RNA, 1278 nt
Organism: Trypanosoma grayi
Lineage: Eukaryota; Euglenozoa; Kinetoplastea; Trypanosomatida; Trypanosomatidae
Exons: 1
Coding region: 1-1278 (425 amino acids)
Source: RefSeq, a predicted model, not a curated record
AUGCAAGUGCCAGGGGGCUCUCAAUACUUUUCUGGUGUGGUGACACUGUGUGAUUCCGCGGCUGCGAGUGCCGAGGCAGCAAAGGCGCUCGCGCAGAGAAUCGGUGCGGAAGCUACUGAGGCGAUUCGCUUCGCUCGUGAUGCACUCCAGAGGGUCAACGAGGCGACUCCGCUUGCUGACGAAGCAACCAAGAAGGCCGCGGAUGCCCAGGCCAAGACGGCGGAAGCAGGUCAGAAAGUCAAUGCGAUGGAGACGAACUCUGACACCGAACAGAAGGCAAUGUUGGCCGUGGCUGCUGCGGUUAAGAAUGCACGGCGAGCAGUUGAUAUGGUUGCGAUCUUGAAUACGGACGUCGAUGCGCUGGAGAAAAGUAUUCAACUUGCGGUGGAACACUCGGGGGUUGUGAUGCAGAGCGCGACGGAUACGUCCCGAGAUGUCUUGGCUGCAAAGGAAUACGCACAGAAGGUGGUGUCUAACGCCGCAAGGGCGGAACCGGACCGACAAAGGGCGGAGACUUCCGCCAAACGAGCAGCGGACACUGCCAGCGCCGCCAGGGAAAGGUCUCAAGAAGUGUACGUUAAUAUCGGCAUUGCACUUGAGAAAUCUGAGAAAUUGGGUGGGGACAUCGGCACCGUUGCGGCCCUCCUGGAUACUUUUCGAGCAUCUGCGAUGCGGGCGCGUGAGCAGGCCAACGCGGCCAAAGGUGCGGCGGAGACUGCGCUGGCCCAGGCUGAAGAGGAGUGGCGUCAGGACCCCGCAAAUGGCGAGCUGCCGGUCUUAACCACCACUACCACGACCGCUGCUCCUGGCCCUUCACCCGGGACGGAGACCAGCAGCCCCACCUCCACCGGUUCCCCACCCGCUGGCCCUGCAGGGAGCACGACCAACGCCCCCGCGUCUCCGAACAGCGACGACAACAGCAGCGGGAAGGACGACAGCAGUAUCAGCAGCAAUGGCAAUAACGGCAGCAGCACCAGCGGCAAGGAUGACAGUAACAGCAACGGCAAAGCCGAAAGCAGCAGCAGUAGCAACAGCAAGGAGGGCAUCAGUAUCAGCAGCAACGGCAAGGACGGCAGCAUCACCAGCAGCGGCAAGGAUGACAGCAGUAGCAGCAGCGGCAACAAUGACAGUAACAGCGACGGCAGCAGCAGCAGCAGCGGCAGGGACGGAAGCAGCAGCAGCGGCAAGGACGACAGCAGCAGCAGUCUGAGCGCCACGUGGCUGCGUGCACCGACGCUUCUGUUGCUGUCCCUCCUGGGAGCACUCGCUUUGUGCUGA